This is a messenger RNA of Cyphellophora attinorum, 1494 nucleotides long. RefSeq lists its product as uncharacterized. The record is from RefSeq and is a predicted model, not a curated record. Bases 1 to 1494 code for a protein of 497 amino acids. The transcript has a single exon. NCBI's taxonomy places the organism in Eukaryota, Fungi, Ascomycota, Eurotiomycetes, Chaetothyriales, Cyphellophoraceae.
AUGACCCCAUCCAAGAAACGGAAGACGCAAAAGCCAACAAUCGCAGCACCAAAAAAGGAGACAGUACCGCCAUCCAAAAAGCGAAAGUCGCAAAAGCCAACAAAAGCCGCAACAGUCGUCCUAUCAACUGCCACACCAGCCAAUGCAUCAGUCAAGUUCGUUCAUAGGCUGUUCGGAACAUCGUACUACACAGCUCAGCAGCUGACACUACUCGGCUUGCCAGAAGAGGUGCGCAAACUCAUCUUGGACUACUUGCUAACAUGCGAUGAACCACUGUUCUAUGAGAAAUCCAAAGCCAUAGACAAGUUUUAUGGUGUACGGAAUCCCACGCCAUCCCCAACACUAUGGCCAGCGAUUCUUCGCGCAUGCAAGCAGCUACGGGAUGAGGGAGAACGAAUCCUUUACUCCAAUGAGCUUGGUAUUCGCAUUGACACUGAGGAGGGGAAUGCAAAGCUGGAGGGUUCCGCCGAUGCGCACAUUCUCAAGCGUGCUUCCUGGGGUGCAGAAUGGAGUGCGUCAACUUCGUUUUUGAACAGCGAACCGUUUCGCAAGGCGACUGUUGUGGUGGGACGCUUUUCGCGAAUCAAUCUACGCAUCGAGACUGGCCACUUAGCAAAGGAAACCUUGCGGGUGAGCAUCCUGGACGUUGUUCACGAGCUCUGCAAGCACAGCAAUUGGAAGUAUCUGACUGUGAGUCUGAUUGCAGCACCACAGUCACAUGAAGGUGACUACAUUGUCGGCUCUGAGAGGGAUCCAAGCACAGCCAAAAUUCCUCGACUUUACAUCUAUGGCGGUGAUCAUGUUGCCAUCGACACAGACGGGCUUGUCCACCGUUCCGGCACUACUGGUGAGAAUCGUGUCCUUUGGAAUCAGUACCCUGAGCCGUUCUACGCAUCAAUGUUCAUUCUCCGCCCUUUGUUGAGGCUGAGAAACCGAGAGCUCGGCGCUUGUGUCAGUGUAGCUGGAGGGAUGGCCGAGAAGCUCCGACUUCAGAUGAAGAAGGCAGGUGGCGAGUACCACCUCGACCUCAUGCCCCGAGACCUUGAGCGGCACUGCGAGGUGACCCUGAGGAUGACCGGCGUCCGAGAUUGUUUCAACACUUCCUCCAAGACAAAACGCAGUAAGGACACAGCAAGAGAUCGCACCACGAAUACGACCAUGCUGGGCGAUCGUGAUGCAAACGAGGACGACGUUGCUUAUUUCGCCGAUGUCAAACAGAACAAUCCUAGAAAAGGGGUCGAGGAUCGACUGACAUAUGGAUGUAUUCCUGCGGCUGAAGCUGAAGACCCCACGCGAUUUUUCGCACAGAGACAGAUUGUCUUGGAUAUGACUCGUUUGAUCUUCGACUGUAUGUUCCUCAAGGUCUACAAGAGCGACGGGCCCGCUAGAGAAUCAUUCCAAAAAGAGCUCAAGCAAGAUAUGGUCCACGACGACGACAUGCAGACUACACAAUCUGCGCCCAAUCGCCAUCAAUGUCGGACAUGCAGAAAAUGA